Messenger RNA from Paramormyrops kingsleyae, 924 nucleotides. The record is from RefSeq and is a predicted model, not a curated record. NCBI's taxonomy places the organism in Eukaryota, Metazoa, Chordata, Actinopteri, Osteoglossiformes, Mormyridae.
AUGGACGACCCCAUGCUGGAUCAGAUGACCAAGCUAAGACUGAGACUCAUGGAGAGAAAGCUGCAAAAUGAAAGGAACCAUAUUGAUAGAAGAGCAGAGUCACCCCUCUCCACACGGAGCUGUGAGGAUCAGGAACUCGCACUGCACAGGGCAUUAAAGAGAAAGAGGAACUUACUGCAGAGGAUGAGGGAGGAGCACAUAUCAGAAGACCUGCGGCGCCCCCACACCUGGGGCGGGACACGUGGGUGGUCCAGGCAGAAUGCCCUGCCCCCCCUGCCGCCACACAGCCACGUGUGUCUCCCCCCGCCAGCCGCAGUCACGCAACCAUCCCAUACUGCUCAGCUGCCCCGGGUCCUUCAGCAGAUUCCACAGCAGCCGACAACCAUAAUUCAGCAGCUCCCACAACAGCAGCCUAUCAUCGCACAAGUGCCACCCCCGCUGCCAUUUUCAUCCAGCAAGUCAGGAAGCAUCAAAGAAGACAUGAUGGAGCUGAUGCUCAUGCAGAAUGCACAGAUGCACCAGAUCAUUAUGCACAACAUGAUGCUGAAGGCCAUCCCUCUUGGAGCACUCCCACCUCCUGGGGGCGCUGGUCAAGCGCCAGCUCGCCAACACCUCACUCAUCCGGGCCAGACAGAGAAGCCCAGAGGAUAUUCAGUUCAUCACCACCAUCACUACAGCAUUCCUGCAGUACCGUUACCUCCCAUUGGCUGUCCCCUGGCCUCUCCAGUGAUGUCACCGGCAGGACAGGGAGGGACCUUUCAUCCAACAUUGCAUCACAUGACUGGCCCCAUCAUGCUGUCACCUCUAAAUACUGGGCCAGGGAAUCAGGAGAGCACACUGGGGCUGGAGGGCAAGAGACAGGGUGGAGAACAGGAUGACCAGCGACACCUGCUGGCCAAACAGGGAGGAGACGUGAAGCUAUAG